GCGCAUGUGCAAGCCACCCGAGGCUGGAGUCUUCUUUGCCGCUUAGGCGGCCGCGGUCCCGUGCAGUGGAUUUGAGUCUCGCGCUUUCUUCGUUCGCUCGCUGGCGGGUUCGCGCCUCUCUCACAUCCUCGGGCAGCGAGGCUGGGGAAGGGGUUGGAGGGGGCUGUUGACCGCUGCCUUUAAGUUGUGCUCGGGGCGGCCAUGUCGGCCGGCGAGGUUGAGCGCCUAGUGUCGGAGCUGAGCGGCGGGACCGGAGGGGAUGAGGAGGAAGAGUGGCUCUAUGGCGGCCCAUGGGACGUGCAUGUGCACAGUGAUUUGGCAAAGGACCUAGAUGAAAAUGAAGUUGAAAGGCCAGAAGAAGAAAAUACCAGUGCUAAUAAUCCUCCAUCUGGGACCGAGGAUGAAACUGCUGAGAACGGCGUACCUAAACCGAAAGUGACUGAGACUGAAGAUGACAGUGAUAGUGACAGUGAUGAUGAUGAGGAUGAUGUUCAUGUCACUAUAGGAGACAUUAAAACGGGAGCACCACAGUAUGGGAGUUAUGGUACAGCACCUGUAAAUCUUAACAUUAAGACAGGAGGAAGAGUUUAUGGAACUACAGGAACAAAAGUCAAAGGGGUAGACCUUGAUGCACCUGGAAGCAUUAAUGGAGUUCCACUCUUGGAGGUAGAUUUGGAUUCUUUUGAAGAUAAACCAUGGCGUAAACCUGGUGCUGAUCUUUCUGAUUAUUUUAAUUAUGGGUUUAAUGAAGAUACCUGGAAAGCUUACUGUGAAAAACAAAAGAGGAUACGAAUGGGACUUGAAGUUAUACCAGUUACCUCUACUACAAAUAAAAUUACGGCCGAAGACUGUACUAUGGAAGUUACACCAGGUGCAGAGAUCCAAGAUGGCAGAUACAAUCUUUUAAAGGUACAGCAGGGAAGAACUGGAAAUUCAGAGAAGGAAGCAGCACUUCCAUCUACAAAAGCUGAGUUUACCUCUCCUCCUCCUUUGUUCAAGACUGGACUCCCACCGAGCAGAAACAGCACCUCUUCUCAGUCUCAGACAAGUUCUGCCUCCAGAAAAGCCAAUUCAAGCGUCGGGAAGUGGCAAGAUAGAUAUGGGAGGGCCGAAUCACCUGAUUUAAGGAGAUUACCUGGAGCAAUCGAUGUUAUUGGUCAGACUAUAACCAUCAGCCGAGUUGAAGGAAGGCGGCGGGCAAAUGAAAACAGCAACAUACAGGUCCUUUCUGAAAGAUCUGCUACUGAAGUUGACAACAAUUUUAGCAAACCACCUCCAUUUUUCCCUCCUGGAGCUCCUCCCACCCACCUUCCACCACCUCCAUUUCUUCCACCUCCUCCAACUGUCAGCACUGCUCCACCUCUGAUUCCACCACCAGGUAUUCCAAUAACUGUACCACCUCCAGGUUUUCCUCCUCCACCAGGUGCUCCACCUCCAUCUCUUAUACCAACAAUAGAAAGUGGACAUUCCUCUGGUUAUGAUAGUCGUUCUGCACGUGCUUUUCCAUAUGGUAAUGUUGCCUUUCCCCACCUUCCUGGUUCUGCUCCCUCAUGGCCUAGUCUUGUGGACACCAGCAAGCAGUGGGACUAUUAUGCAAGAAGAGAGAAAGACCGAGAUAGAGACCGAGACCGAGACAGAGACCGAGACCGAGAUCGUGAUCGGGACAGAGAAAGAGAGCGUACCAGAGAGCGGGAACGGGAACGUGAUCACAGUCCUACACCAAGUGUUUUCAACAGUGAUGAAGAACGAUACAGAUACAGGGAGUAUGCGGAAAGAGGCUAUGAGCGUCAUAGAGCAAGUCGGGAGAAAGAAGAACGGCACAGAGAGAGACGACACAGAGAGAAAGAGGAAACCAGACACAAGUCAUCUCGAAGUAAUAGUAGACGUCGCCAUGAAAGUGAAGAAGGAGACAGUCACAGGAGACACAAGCACAAAAAAUCUAAAAGAAGCAAAGAAGGAAAAGAAGCUGGCAGUGAGCCUGCCCCUGAGCAGGAGAGCACCGAAGCUGCACCUGCAGAAUAGGCGUGGUAUCAGCUUUUGUGCAUACUAGUGCCAGAAACAGAUACAAAUCUUGUUUAUUUUUCUGGAUAAUGUUUAAGAAAUUUACCUUUAAUCUUCUGUUAGUAUAAAAUCUUUCCAAAAUAAAAGAGUGAAUUUUUCAUGUUAAGUUAAAAAUCUUUGUUUUGUAAUAUUUAAAAAAUAAGAUAGCAAUGACUUUAUAUCCAAGCAAGUAAUGUGAAUGAGUCACUCAGCAGGGAACUUAAAGAGCUGUGUACAUGCCAGUAUCUGAUAAAGGUCAGGGUUCCACCUUGGCCAUAGUUUUCUUGAGUUAAUCAAAUACUAAGAGGUUGCACUGCAACGGGCACCUGUGAGUCUUGAGAUUAAAACUAGUCUUUUAUCAUUACUGCUGUGGCACUGUUGCUUAGCAUAUUAAAGAACUCAUACAGUUUUAAUAUCACAACUUUUUGAUAGCAGUUUUUCACCCUAAAUUAGGUUCAUGGUGAAAUUGAAUGGGGGAAUUUUUAUAUCUAAAAUAAAUAAUAAGUCUAAUGGUAUUUGGGUGGCCUCUGUGAAGUAACUUAGGGUAAGUGUAGUUUCUAGCAGGCACAUGGACACUCAUCACUGACACAAAUUUGAAUUCCCUCAUGGCUAUCGAGAUGAGCCAUGAUCAAGCUGGUUUGGCUUUUCUUGAUGCUUUUCCCAAGGCUUAUUGGUUGAACAGCAUACAGAUUUUUUAAUGUAGUUACUCACUAUAUAAGUGACAAGAGCUUUUGUUAUCUCCUAUUAAAUCCAAGAAAAAAUAAGUUUGUAAUUCUGUGAGCAUUUUCAGGGUUAACUUUUAGAAGGUAUUUGUCAGUGAUGAUAACAACAUGGUUUUGAAAGAAUUACUAGGAUCUUUUAAAUAGUGAUAAUAGAAAUGAACUUAGUAUCACAUACUUAAAGACAACUAUAAUUUUUAAAAAUAUUUAUUUCUCAUUUGAUGAAAGGAACAUUUUUCAGCAAUGCACUUUUAAAAUCCUCUGGCUGUAAAUUGUUUUUAAAAUACCCAUAAUGUACCCUUGAAGACCUCAGCAUAUACCAGGUUUUUAAUUGUAUGAUUUGAAUUCAUUUGAGGGCAUACAAACCAUUUCAGCUGUUUAAGAGCUUUUUAUUAAAUAGAAAAAUAUAAACUUAGAGUGAUGCAAAAUCCUCCACACUGAAUAAAAACUAUUAGUAAUGUUGUUUUGAGAAUCAUAUAUUUUCUGAGGUGUAAUUAGCUUUCAUUAGAUGAUACUUUUGCUGACAUCAAAGUUCACAUUUUUAUAAUGUAUCCUUUAAAUACAAAAAUUGACAAGAUAAAUACAUUGUUUCAAUUUAACUUAUUUGUGUUUUUCCAUGACACAUCAUUAAUCCUAUAAAAAAGUGCCAGGCCAAGAAACAAUAGUGAGAGUGAUUUUUCCUUUAAGUUCUUUCAGCAUCCUUGCCAAGCAAGCAUGUAUCAUUCCUGAUGUACUUCUACCAUUGACAGCAAGAAGAAUAUCACCACAUCUAAAAAAAAAAAAAAAUUAUUAACAUUUUGAUUCAUAGCUGAAGCUAAUUCAAAUUUAUUUGUUGGUCCUCAUUUUUGCUACAUCUGUCCAUUUCAAUUACAUGACUUCUCUUUUUUUUUUUUUCCCCUCCCUUCCUCACUUAAAUUCUGCAAACUCUUGAUCCACUCAGCUUGCAUUAGAAGGGAUGCUAAAAGUAUAAAGUAAGUUGCUGUAUGGGACCAAGUAACUCUAUAAUCAUUUUGGAUUUCUCACCAAUAAAAUACAUGCCUUUUUUCCAAGUGGGGCCAAGCUUUUACAUGUAUAAAACAAUAUUUGAAUAUAAUUUUUUUGAUUAAAGUUAUUAUUACCUAAUUCUCCCAUCAUUGUAUGCUGGUGUUCCUUCAACAAUGGAUUUGAUAAAAAAAGGUUUGUUCCCACUGUAUUCUUCAUAACCUCCUACAAUGCAGAAGCCCAGACUUCCAGCUGUGUUUCUUCGUAAUAUAACAUCUUUACAGUUACACAGGUACCUGAAAUAGAAUGUAAUCAAUAUAUAAGCAGUUGAGUUGAACUCAUAGUUAAUAAUUAUUGUGAUUCAUCUCCCAUUUCCUUUAUUGGCAUUGUUUUUUAGGUAGAUAGCACUGGAUGGGUCUCACUCAGAGUGUUUCAUAGCCCAUUGACCUUUGUGUUGUUACCUUGCUUUUUAUAAUUGAAUUUCUGUUUUCCAUUGUUAAACACCCUUUAAAAAAAUGACACCAUCUGUUAAGUUUCAUUUAUUUGUCUAUGGGGAAGAGUAAUCAUAGUUCUGGCUUAAAGAACUAUUUAAUGCUUCAAUAUAUAUUAAAAAGUUAGAUAUGCAUAAAUCCUUAUUAGUGAACCAAAGUCAAGCAUACUAAUGGAUGUCACUUUUAUUUUCUGUAGAUACAAUUUUUUUAAAUUGAUCUCAGAAGAAGAGAGGUAGAGAAGAAACAUCAAUCAGUUGCCUC
Molossus molossus (Pallas's mastiff bat) is the source of this 4492-nucleotide messenger RNA. RefSeq names its product factor interacting with PAPOLA and CPSF1 (gene FIP1L1). The transcript has 19 exons. The record is from RefSeq and is a predicted model, not a curated record. Bases 202 to 2022 code for a protein of 606 amino acids. Lineage: Eukaryota; Metazoa; Chordata; Mammalia; Chiroptera; Molossidae. Gene Ontology annotation, cellular component: mRNA cleavage and polyadenylation specificity factor complex. Gene Ontology annotation, molecular function: RNA binding.